Molecule: messenger RNA, 1461 nt
Organism: Cuscuta campestris
Lineage: Eukaryota; Viridiplantae; Streptophyta; Magnoliopsida; Solanales; Convolvulaceae
Source: the annotation of a GenBank genome assembly
AUAGGAGGAGGAGAGAGAGAGAGGGGAAGAGAUCGGAGUGCCGCCGUGAAAAUUGAAAUCGAUUGCUCUGAGAGAGAUAGAGAGAAUCAAGCGUCCCCUUUUCCAGUCGGUGGUCGACGGCGGUGGCGGCGGUUACGGCGAUAUAAAAUCCAAACACGGAGAUCAACGCGAAGCUUGUUCAAGUCGGAGGUGGAAGACGCGGCUUUGCAUUGGUCGUGUUUCUGUUUUCUCGUCGAUCUCUGCAUAUUCUCAGCUCAGGGAAGGGCUCAGUUGGUAGAGAUGUCGUUCAAGAGCACUGUGAGGGAGAUGAGAAAUGGGAUAGGGAGUGCAUCAAGGAGAGGGUUUGAUGGAAAGCAUUGGAGAAGUAGGACACUAUCACAUAUAGCCCCUGUUGCUGUCCAAUCGGAACCAAUUGAGCAAGGGCAAUGGGCAAAUCUACCACCCGAAUUGCUUCUGGAUAUAAUCCGUAGAGUUGAAAUGAGCGAGACGUCAUGGCCUGCACGGGCUGUUGUCCUCUUUUGUGCAUCUGUUUGCAAGUCUUGGAGACAAAUCACUAAGGAGAUUGUCAAGACUCUUGAGGAAUGUGGGAGGAUAACAUUUCCCAUUUCACUGAAACAGCCGGGACAACGUGAAUACCCAAUCCAGUGCUUUAUCAAGAGAGAUCGAGCCACUUCAAUCUAUCGCCUCUACCUUGGUAUGACUCCGUCUGAGGAUGGGAGCGAUAAAUUGUUGCUGGUGGCAAAAAAGAUGAGAAGGGCAAUGCGUACAGAUUUCGUGAUAUCAUUGGUUGCAGAUGAUUUUUCACGAGCAAGCCAUACAUACGUUGGGAAGCUGAGGUCCAAUUUUCUUCGCACCAAGUUCACAAUGUAUGACAGCCAACCUCCAAACGAUGACGCCGUUCAUCAAAACAGCCAAGUGAGCCGGAGAUUCAAUGCCAAACAAGUAUCUCCCACGCUGUCUGCAUGUAACUACAGCGUCGCCACAUUGUCCUAUGAUCUCAAUGUCCUUCGCACCAGAGGCCCACGGAGAAUGCAAUGCGUCAUGCAAACCAUCCCCCUCUCUUCUAUCGAGGAUGGGGGAGCGGCCCCCACACCAACAGAAUUCCCGCAGUGCUCCGACGCGAAAGAGUGGGUCCCGCCUCCCCAAGAGCCGCUCACCCUGAAAAACAAGGCCCCCAGGUGGCAUGAGCAGUUGCAGUGCUGGUGCCUGAACUUCAGAGGGAGAGUCACUGUGGCUUCUGUUAAAAACUUUCAGCUUGUGGCAGCAAUUGACCCUUCCAGUAACAGUAACAUUCCGGCGGAAGAACAAGAGAAGGUAAUUUUGCAAUUUGGGAAGGUGGGGAAGGAUAUUUUUACCAUGGAUUACUGUUACCCCCUUUCUGCUUUCCAGGCUUUUGCCAUCUGUUUGAGCAGCUUUGACACCAAGAUAGCAUGUGAAUGAGAUAUCUUAUAUGUAAACUGU